This is a messenger RNA of Phialemonium atrogriseum, 1299 nucleotides long. RefSeq lists its product as uncharacterized. The coding region runs from base 234 to 1070 and encodes 278 amino acids. The transcript has a single exon. NCBI's taxonomy places the organism in Eukaryota, Fungi, Ascomycota, Sordariomycetes, Cephalothecales, Cephalothecaceae. The record is from RefSeq and is a predicted model, not a curated record.
ACCUACCUUGUGUUGGUGCCAUCUCUCUAGUAUUUAAGACUGUCCUCCUCCUUCCUUCCUCCUCUCCUUCUUCUUUCUCUCUUCAGCCAAUUCAAGCCAAUCCAGCUCCAGAGUAUCCUUUGACUCAAUCUGACUUCGGUCGUCCAUUCUUUAAAACACUUUAAGCUCCAAGCUUCACUUCACUCGUUCAACCAAACACCUCGUUUUUAUAACGACCCAAACAAACAUUCAAAAUGCGUUUCACUGCUGCCGCCGUUGUCCUCGCUGGUGCCGCCAUGGCCCACAGGAAGCCUGCCACCUAUGAGACCUAUCCCGUCAGCUCCGAGGCGCCCGUCUACCCCGUCAGCUCCGAGGCACCCGCCUACCCCGUGAGCUCCGCGGCGCCCGUCUACCCCAGCUCUGAGGCUCCUGCCUACCCCGAGAGCUCCGAGGCCCCUGAGAGCACUGUCUACUCCACUGAGUACUUCACCAUCACCUCGUGCGCCCCGACCGUGACCGACUGCCCCGCCCGGAGCACCCAGGUCUACUCGACUGCGUACCCCGUGACCACCAGCACCAUCUACUCGACCAACUCGUACACCACCACCGAGGGUAGCUCCACCUAUGUUGUCACUGAGACCAUUCCCAUCUCGACCACUGUCUGCCCCAUCACUGCCAGCAGCACCAAGUACUACAACACCACCGCCCCCGCUGGCUACCCGACUGGUGGCCCCGUCUACCCCACUGGUGGUUACCCCGUCUCUACCCCUGAGGCCAGCUACCCGGCCGGUUACCCGUCCGAGAGCGCCCCGGCUCAGGGCGGUUACCCGACUGAGGCCCCGGCUUGCGUCCCGACCUACUCGGUCAAGACGAUCUCGACCUCCGUCACCACCGUCAUCCCGACUGUGAUCUAUGAGACCGUCGACAUCCCCUGCGCCACUCCCUCGGUCGGCUACCCCGUCCCCGUCGGCAACAGCUCCUACCCCACUGGCACCGCCCCUCCCCAGGCGACUGUCACUGCCGGUGCUGCCACCAUGGGCGGUUCCGUCCUCCUCGCCGCUGCCGCCGGCCUCGUUGCCUUCCUGGCAUAAGCGACAGACUUCUCCUUCAAACUUCUAGAAGCCUGGAAGGCUACGGCAUUAUCAUGACAAUUUACGGGGUCUUGUUGGAUUGUGUUUCAAAACCAACUUGGGAUGUCUAGCGUACAGCAUGGCACAUACUUUUGAUGUACUUAAUAUUCUAAUUGUAUUUGGGCGUUCGAGCUGUCUUGCGACAGAACACGACAUCCAGGACCCCAUUUUCCCAAUAACUUAUCUUGAC